Molecule: messenger RNA, 1623 nt
Organism: Gymnogyps californianus (California condor)
Lineage: Eukaryota; Metazoa; Chordata; Aves; Accipitriformes; Cathartidae
Product: embryonic protein UVS.2-like
Exons: 11
Coding region: 1-1431 (476 amino acids)
Biological process (GO): proteolysis
Molecular function (GO): metalloendopeptidase activity; zinc ion binding
Source: RefSeq, a predicted model, not a curated record
AUGAAGUACUUUCUUCUGCCAACUCAUUUAGCAUUUCUCUAUAGCUUUGCACUAAGUAAACCUGUCCAGAUAGCUACAAGAAACAAUGACUUAGGUAGUGAAAUAGCUGUGUAUGAAGGAGACAUCCUCUUGAGAAGAGGACGACGCAGUGCAAUUAACUGUGAGAGUUGUUUAUGGCCCAAGUCACAAGAUGGACUAGUCAAGGUUCCAAUUAACAUCUCUUCUGAUUUCUCAGUGACAGAGAGGUCUUGGAUUGCUGAUGCUCUGCAAGAGAUCGCCACGCUGACCUGUGUGCAGUUUGUAAAUCGCACUACAGAAACAGACUACGUGUAUGUUGAACGUGGGCAGAGCUGCUGGUCUUACUUUGGAAAAAUUGGAGGACGUCAAGCAGUAGGCUUGAUGAAAAAUGGUUGCAUGGAUAAAGGAGCAAUUCAGCAUGAAAUGAACCACGCACUGGGUUUCAUCCAUGAACAGGCACGGAGUGAUCGGGACAGGUUUGUCAAGAUUAUGUGGGAACACAUUGUGGCAGGGGAACAAGGGAACUUUGGAAAAGUGAAUUCCAAAAAUCUGGGCCUUCCCUAUGACUACUCUUCAGUGAUGCACUAUGGCGCGUAUGAUUUCUCCAGCGCUCCAGGGAAACCAACUAUUGUACCAGUUCCUGACCCCUCUGUACCCAUCGGGCAGAGAGAAGGGCUGAGUAACUUGGAUGUAGCUAAAAUCAACAAGCUCUACAAGUGCAAUUGCUGUAGCUCUGUGUUGCCUAAAUCCAAAGGCUCAUUCUCCUCUGUCAAUUACCCAUCCCCAUACCCGAACAAUAGCAACUGCCUGUGGUUGAUCCGCAUCCGUCGAAGUAAGAUUUUCCUGCAGUUUGUCGCUUUUGAUCUCCAACUCUCCUCAGACUGUUCUUCUGACUAUAUAAAAAUCUACAAUGGAAACAGCAAGAAUUCCCCUGUCUUGCUGGACAAAUACUGUGGGAAGGGGCCACUGCCCUCCUUAGUGGCGUCUGGAUCGACAAUGCUGGUAGAGUUUGCAAGUGAUGAGAGCAUUACAGCCACAGGAUUCAGAGCCUCCUACAACAGGGUGAAUUGUGGAGAUACUUUCACAGACUCAAAUGGAGUCAUCACCUCUCCAAACUACCCCAAUAAAUACCCCCAAAACCAAGCAUGCUUCUGGGUCAUCAGUUCUCCAGCAGGAUACAAGAUAUCUCUCAAAAUGUUAUCCUUUGAGCUGGAAGAUAGUGACAGAUGCAUCUAUGACUACUUGCUCAUACAUGAUGGAAGCCGACCUACAUCACCUGCAGUUGGCCCUUAUUGUGGGACAGAGAAGGUUGCAGACUUUACUUCCACUGGGAACUUUGUGCUGGUUGAAUUUCACAGUGAUAUAGUUUGGGAGUUGCCCGGAUUCAUGAUGAGUUAUACAUUUGGUAGGUAGUACUAUACAGACGGGAGUUGGAAAACACAGAAUGAAAGUGAGAGACCAGCUAGCCACAGGUAAAAGUCAACAUGCCACCAAUUUCAGCAAAAAAUAUAGCUCUCUGAUACCUUUAACAAGCUUGAAGCUUGAUCUCUUAGUCUUACAUCUACAGUGGCGUAAUUUGCAUGGUGAAUUAUGGACAAAAAUGUU